Molecule: messenger RNA, 834 nt
Organism: Neoarius graeffei (lesser salmon catfish)
Lineage: Eukaryota; Metazoa; Chordata; Actinopteri; Siluriformes; Ariidae
Product: transmembrane protein 74
Exons: 1
Coding region: 1-834 (277 amino acids)
Source: RefSeq, a predicted model, not a curated record
AUGGCCUCCGUGGAGCUGCUUUACAUAGAUAAAGAAAGAGGGCGAGAUGAUCCACUGGAUGUCCCUGAUUGGGCCGCACCUGUUCAAGUUCUUGGAAUAGAUGGUCCAGCUGAAGAAAUGACCCUCAGGGAACAUGACAGCAGUUCACAUGGGAAAGUGGUUGUCACUGAGGGUCACUGUCAUCCAAUACCAAAGAUGACCGUCGGCAAAGGACUUUCAGGCAAGCACUUUUGUCAUGAGAAGGUCAGGGUGUGUUGUGACGAGGAGCUGGAGACCUCUUUCACUUACGUUGAUGAAAAUGUCAAUCUCAGACUGGCUACUCCAGACGCAAGCGAGAAAAGCCUCUAUGAUGGGACACCUUGUCCUGACUCCCCAAACGAGAACCGCCUCGAAUUUUCCUUAAUGUCCGACCUGACAUCUGAGAGCUCAGGAAAGCCAGUAGAUUAUGGAUUUAUCAGUGCUGUCACCUUCCUAGUGACAGGAAUCACAUUAGUGAUCAUAUCUUAUUCUGUCCCUCGUGACUCAGGAGUAAACCCAGACACCGUCUCGGCGCGAGAGAUGGAGAGACUUGAAAGUGAGAGUGCAAGGCUUGGGGCACACCUGGAUCGGUGUGUUAUUGCUGGGCUUUGCCUUCUCACGUUAGGUGGGGUAGUGCUUUCUACUCUGUUGAUGAUUUCAAUGUGGAAAGGGGAGAUGUACAGGAGAAAGGCCUUCUCAUAUUCCAAGCACUCAGCGAAGCUGUACGGCUCGACUAAUUUGAGAACAAAAUCAAGCUCUGCUCACUCAUCAGCACACAAUUUUGUUGAGGAAGAGUCUGGUGGUAAUCUAAGCUAA